AUUGUACGUGAUAGCUGCUGCAAAAGUUAUAGUAACGCCACGUUGAGAAUUUGGUCCCCUGUCAAUGCCACCUGUCGCCAGAUCCUAAUGUGAUAUGUAACGGUAUCUAGACCAGCAACCUUUGCGCUUGCGCGACAUGAGUCAUUGCGAUUCAAUAGUAACUCCCAGUUUCGGUGGGCGCAACCAGUACGAGUGCUAUCAGUUUUUACGUCAUGCCAUAGCGCGUCACGCCACAAAAUCGUCUUAACCAGUCCUGGUACAAGACGUAUCGCUCACGUAAGAAUUUUUAGCGCGGCAGGUUACAUCCUAAAUGCUGUGCGAUUGUCUACAAUAUGGCAGGAGAGAGUUCAAGUUUACUUACUUCCGGGUUAGACCCUGAGGAGGUUUCUCUCACCGCUGAAGACGUGGCCUCCGCGGCGGACGACUUGCUGGCCUCACUGGACCUCCUGGUACGCUGUGGACUGAGCACCGAGGGCUUGACUUCCGUAGAGGAGGCACAAGACCGGCUGCACCAUCACUUACAGACGACAGAAAGGGGAAGCGAGCCUCAGCAGAGAAGCCCGUCUAAGGUGAUGGGUGCCAUACAGGAUGAAGUAGAAAGAGACAGUCACAUCCGGAAGCUGCUCUCGGACCUUUUCUCCCAAGCCGGGGAGUACUUCCGUGGCCUGGACCAGCCGCAGAGAGAGCAGUUGGACACGGCGGCUGGUGUCCAGGGGUGGGAGGACAAACUCCAGUGGUACCAGGACAGACUGACCAGGAGCGACUGCCCCAUACUAGUGGCGGGGGAGACGUCCGCAGGAAAGAGCAGCAUCCUGAACAUGUUGCUCGGAGAGGAAAUUCUGCCGUACUCCCUCUUAUCAACAACCUCUGUCAUCUGUGAGCUCAAGUACGGAGCGAAACGGUGUGCUGUGGCUCACCUAGCGGAACCUGACCGAACCACAGGUACAGAUACGUUAGACAUCGUCUUUCAGGACUCCGUUCCCAUCAUGCAACAACUUGCCCCGUAUGUACAACAACAGGGAGACCGUUCAGCACCCAGCCCCUACAAGAAGGUCGAGAUCUUUUGGCCCUUGGAAUACCUAAAGGGCUUUGCGUUUAUCUACGUCAUCAACAGUGGGACCGCGGGAGGCGUGCAAGAAGACAGGCUGCAGGGCAAUCUGGACACGUUGUACAUGAGAGACAUCCGGAAGUACGAGAUCGACUACGGCAAUAUCACAUGUGACCGUACCACUGACUUCAUAUCGGAGGGGUGUUUUGGGGCGGUGUACCGAGCGAGCCUCAAGAAAGCCGACGGCUCCAUACAACCUGUGGCGCUGAAGAUAUUGAAGGACGACAUCAUAUUUGACACGGUCUCUGAGUUCCUUGUCGAGGAAGACAAUCUUAAGUUUCAGUUUCAGGUGCACAAAAUGACGCAGUAG
Messenger RNA from Branchiostoma floridae (Florida lancelet), 1418 nucleotides. RefSeq lists its product as uncharacterized. The coding region runs from base 333 to 1418 and encodes 361 amino acids. The transcript has 7 exons. The record is from RefSeq and is a predicted model, not a curated record. NCBI's taxonomy places the organism in Eukaryota, Metazoa, Chordata, Leptocardii, Amphioxiformes, Branchiostomatidae.